CAUAUAUUCACAAUUUGUAGGUAGUACAAGAACUGAAAAAUAAUUUUUGGUUGCCAGUAUACCUGUAGUCGUUGCACUGAUCAGUCGAUAGUUUUGUGAUAAAUUAUUUCUCAAGUGAAUUAAAUUAUUAACCAUGGGACGUGAUUCUAGAAAGGUUUCAAGAGAACUUCGGAGUUCUGAAAAAAUUAAUAAGUCGCGUUCAGUCAAAAGAAAGAAUGUUUUUAAUCCGAAAACAGCCGAACGUGAUGAAAGUAUUCAGAGUACAUCUUCUAAAAAAUUAAAACAAAACACUGAAGAUGAUGUACCUGAAGACAGCAGUACUGAAUUUCGAAUAAUAAAUUUUAUUCAGGUAUUCACUGCAAUUUCUGCUCUUAUAAAAUGUAAAAAAUGUGAUGGAAAUGUAGUGUUUCAAACAGCAAGUACACGUGGGCUGGGAUUCAAAAUUGUAGUUGCAUGUAAUAACUGUGGAAAUGAAUAUAUUCCUUCCUGUUCUUUCGUUGGGCAUUCUUAUGAAAUAAACAGACGUUUCAUUUUUGUAAUGAGAAUACUAGGAAUAGGAUACGAAGGAUUGUGCAAGUUUUGCGGCCUGAUGGACAUGCCGUCUUUUUUAGAUAAAUCUACGCAUACAAUUUUACUGAAACAGAUUUUGAAUUGUAGUAAAGCCGUCGCAGAAACCUUCAUGACGAAAGCUGUGAAUGAAGAAAAGCAAGCAAUGCCAACAACUGAAAAUGAAGAUAUAAAUCAUCUAACUGUAUCGGGAGAUGGAACCUGGCAAAAACGGGGAUAUACAUCGUCAUUUGGAGUUUCUUCUAUAAUUGGCUAUUUUACUGGAAAGAUUCUUGACAUAAACAUUAAAAGUGCAUAUUGUAAGCUAUGUGAGUAUUGGAAAAAAAAAACAAAUACUGUUGAGUUCGAGGAAUGGUAUCAAUCGCAUGAAGAUGUGUGUUCUGCUAAUCAUCAAGGGUCUUCUGGGAAAAUGGAGGUGGAUGCGAUGGUCGAAAUGUUUUCGUAUUCUGAAACUAAAUAUGGAGUUAAGUAUGCCAACUAUAUUGGUGAUGGUGACUCCAAGACCUAUUCAGGAAUUAUAAAAUCAGAUCCUUACGAAAAUACAACUGUAAAUAAAAAGGAAUGUAUAGGGCAUGUCCAAAAGCGGAUGGGGAGUCGAUUACGUACGCUGAAGAGUAAACAAAAAGGUCUUGGUGGUCGAGGUAAGCUCACAGGAAAAUUAAUAGACAAACUAACUGUGUACUAUGGUUUAGCAAUACGCCGGCAUUGUGAUUCUAUUGAAAAUAUGAAAUCUGCUAUAAUGGCAACCUUUUAUCACUACGGCUCGAGUGAUGAAAAACCGAAUCAUGAUAUGUGUCCAAAAGGCGAAGAAUCUUGGUGCUCUUACCAGCGCGCUGAAGCAAGAGGAGAGCUUGAUACCUUUUCUCACGAUUAUUCUCCUUUACCUUCUGAUGUUUUAAAAGCUAUCAAGCCUAUAUACGAAGAUCUUAGUAAUGAAAAUUUACUUUCAAGAUGUGUAGGUGGAUUCAAUCAGAAUAAUAAUGAAAGCUUUAACCAACUAGUAUGGAAAAUAUGCCCAAAAACGUCUUGAUGAAUACACUAGGACUUAAUUGUGGGCCUAAUUCUCAUCGGUAUGCAGAAAGAAUGGAUGCUGCACGUAUCAAAGUAGCAGAUAAGCGCGCUAAUGAUAACACCCGAGAAGGUCGAUUGCAACGUAGGCACCAGCAAAUCGAUAUUUUGGAAGCUGCUAUGUCGGCUGAAGAGCUAUUAUAUGGUCCAGGAAUAGAUGACUCAGUAUGAAUCUCCAAGGACUUAUGAUGAUCACCGCAAAGGACUUCGGGAGGAACGGGCUCUACAAAAACAGCGAUAACUUUUUGAAUUAUUAAUUUUUUUUUUUGAAAUUUUCGUGAAGUCAAAUCGAAACGUGUUCUAAUAAAGCUAUGUUUUUAUUUUUGUCAAAUAAAGUAAUUAACU
Microplitis mediator is the source of this 1980-nucleotide messenger RNA. RefSeq lists its product as uncharacterized. The record is from RefSeq and is a predicted model, not a curated record. The transcript is spliced from 3 exons. The coding region runs from base 134 to 1597 and encodes 487 amino acids. Lineage: Eukaryota; Metazoa; Arthropoda; Insecta; Hymenoptera; Braconidae.